AUGAAAAUCCUCUGUCUGUCAUCCAACGAUUUCACGUCAAUUAAAAGUCAAGAAGGCGGAGAUUUGUCUGAAAGAAAUAGUUUGAUUGGUCGCCAUCUAGGGAGCUCACAGUCCACCCAGAACCAGUCACAGCCCACCCAGAACCAGUCACAGCCCACCCAGAACCAGUCACAGCCCACCCAGAACCAGUCACAGCCCACCCAGAACCAGUCACAGCCCACCCAGAACCAGUCACAGCCCACCCAGAACCAGUCACAGCCCACCCAGAACCAGUCACAGCCCACCCAGAACCAGUCACAGCCCACCCAGAACCAGUCACAGCCCACCCAGAACCAGUCACAGUCCACCCAGAACCAGUCACAGCCCACCCAGAACCAGUCACAGCCCACCCAGAACCAGUCACAGCCCACCCAGAACCAGUCAUAG
Candidula unifasciata is the source of this 426-nucleotide messenger RNA. The record is from the annotation of a GenBank genome assembly. NCBI's taxonomy places the organism in Eukaryota, Metazoa, Mollusca, Gastropoda, Stylommatophora, Geomitridae.